AUGGCUACUACUACGAGCCAACCGUUUCAAGAAGGGAAGCAGCACCUGCACCUGCACCAUGGUGGCCGUGCUCUUCCUUCAGUGUACGGAGGAACGGCUCUGCGGCCGGCCAGCUCGGCGCCGCCGCCUCUGCCCAGGCUGGAGAUGCCGUCGUCGUCGCGGAGGUCCGCGCAGCAGGCCCUCAAGAUCCACAGCGAGGCCGAGAGGCGGCGGCGGGAGAGGAUCAAUGCUCAUCUCGCCACGCUGAGGAGAAUGAUCCCUGAUGCUAGGCAGAUGGACAAGGCCACCUUGCUAGCCCGGGUGGUUUGCCAACUCAAGGACCUCAAGAAGAAAUCGGCCGAAACCACCACGCAGCCACCACUAGCCACUAUCCCCGCGGAGGCCAACGGGAUCGCCGUCCACUGCUACACCGGCGAGGCCGCCGUCACCGGCUACGGCUACGGGAGGCCGCCGCGGGCGACGUACGUCAGGGCCUCGGUCAGCUGCGACGACCGCCCGGGACUCCACGCCGACGUCGCCGCCGCGUUCCGCGCCAUGAGGCUGAGGCUGCUGAGAGCGGACGUGGCCGCCCUGGGAGGCAGGGCUCAGUGCGACUUCCUGCUGUGCAGAGACGAGGACGAAGGCGUGGUGACGAGCGCCGGCGGCGGCGGCCGCGUGCUGAGGGCUCUCGAGGAGGGCGUCAGGCAGGCGCUGGCCAGGGCUGCGUUCCCGGAGACGACGCCGUACGGAUGCAACGCCACUAGGAGCAGGAGGCAGAGGCUUGUGGGAUCAUCGCACUGUGUACUGCUUGGUCAUGGUCACGGACUCCAUGUCGGUGAGCAUGGAUGGUAG
Molecule: messenger RNA, 831 nt
Organism: Miscanthus lutarioriparius
Lineage: Eukaryota; Viridiplantae; Streptophyta; Magnoliopsida; Poales; Poaceae
Source: the annotation of a GenBank genome assembly